Drosophila nasuta is the source of this 1029-nucleotide messenger RNA. RefSeq lists its product as uncharacterized. Lineage: Eukaryota; Metazoa; Arthropoda; Insecta; Diptera; Drosophilidae. The record is from RefSeq and is a predicted model, not a curated record. The transcript has 4 exons. The coding region runs from base 103 to 795 and encodes 230 amino acids.
CAAGACGUCAGUUUUGCUUUCAGCUUUGAGUCAUUGGGACGUGUAUCGGGCUGCAUAACAAUUGUUAAAUUACUGUUUAUUUCGUUUCAAAUCAUAAACAAUAUGUUGAGAAUGCAAAAUAUGUUUAUGCUACUGUUGGCUUCAAACAUGUUGCUCGCAGUUCACGCUUCUGGGAAUAAAAAACAGCAGCAACAAAAUCAAGAAAUUUGGGAGCAAGAUUUAUCAGACACCUUUAAGAUUGAAGGCAGCGAUCAAGGCAUUCAAAAGGUUAAUUUGAAAUGCGGCGCCAAUUCGAUGAAUGUGAUGCUGGAAACUGAAAAACCAUUUACUGGUGUCAUGUACACUCGAGGUAGCUUCUAUAAGCAAACGGCGCCGUGUUUCAUGAAACCUACAGCAAAUCAAGGAACGCGCACACUGGAGAUGAAUUUUCAAUUGGAUCAAUGUCAGACCUUGAAGGAUGGUGAACUCUAUACAAACAUCGUUGUCAUUCAGAACGAUCCAGAACUUAUUACGCCAGGAGACUCGGCUUUCUCUCUGGAAUGUGAUUUCCGUCAGCCACGCAGUCUGGAUGUGGAAGCCAGUAUGUUGGCUAGAGACAGAGUGGCGACAAAAUCCAAAAUAACACUCACAAGCCCCGAUCCUGCUGCACCAAUGGACAAUCUACACAACUCGGUAUUUAGCAACAGUGAUACAGUAGAGUACAUACCAAAGCUAAUCAAACCAAAUGAAACUAUAAGACUGGGAACAGUUGAGGAGGUGACCCUUCCGUUGCUUCAUGAAAGAGACGAACUUUAAUUUUAAACACAUCUAUAAGAAAAUAUUUAAAAAUACAAAAUUACUCUUACAUCACACGUAAACAAUAUUACAGUUUCUAUUAUUCUACCUUCUUAGGAGAAACGUAUGGAAUUCAGCAAAGGCGGAUUAAUUGCAAACGACACUAACAGAUACGAUUUCAAUUUAAUCUUUUUUUCUAUAUCCUGUGAUAUUUUUUAAGUUUGAUUUUAAUAAAAACGAAAAUGAUGGACAACC